Molecule: messenger RNA, 1559 nt
Organism: Anopheles arabiensis
Lineage: Eukaryota; Metazoa; Arthropoda; Insecta; Diptera; Culicidae
Product: chymotrypsin-1-like
Exons: 3
Coding region: 664-1515 (283 amino acids)
Biological process (GO): proteolysis
Molecular function (GO): serine-type endopeptidase activity
Source: RefSeq, a predicted model, not a curated record
UGCGGUUCCGAACGACUCCGGAUGAUGCUGGGCUACUUUCCGGAGUCGUUUUCUAAAUUAUCGGAGUCGGAUCGGAGUCCACUCCGGAUUUUUGCUAACUUUACCUCUAUCAUUAUUCGGUACAGUAGGUUCAAUAGGUACGGUGGGAACGAUAGGCUCAAUAAAAAUCCUCCAGUACGUUAGCUUCCAUAGGAACAAUAGGAAGGAUCCCAUAAACAAUACCAACAAAUUUGAAAGGUCGUCAUGGAUUGUUUGGAUUUGUUCUUAAGUAUUUCUUAAUUUUAUGAAAUCUUUGUUCAAUGCUGAAGUUGAAAUGUUUCCAAUAACAGUCAGAAGACUAAAUGAUGCCAACAGUUUUGGCACACAGCUGGAUAAAUACAGGAAAGUUUCAAUGAAAGCGAUGUGACGAAUAGCCAAAAGAGUAUUAGCUAUUAAAAUGCAAAACAUAGCAAGUCUACGCUCCGACAUGGAAAGAUACACUGGGUCAGCAUUUCUUGCGCCCGCAGCUGUUACAAUAUUAGGACACAAAGUAUGGGCUUAAUUUUGGAAAUUAUCAAAGUAAACAAAAGUUUCUGUACCCGCUGUGGUGCAAAAGCUGUGAUGUGCUUUAAAUACAACCGAUAUUGACGAGCAGUGCGUUAGAAUUACAGUACCAGUGCCACGAUGAAGGUAGUAGCAAUCUGUGCCGUACUAAUUGUGGAGCUGCUGUUCCAUGGCAGUGUGUUGGCGAACAGUAGUGCCGAAGCGGAAAGUAACACUGACAAUGGAAACGAGCAAUCGUCCCCUAGUGUACGGGAGAUUGUCGACACCAACGCCAACUCAUCCCAUUCUGGGCGCAUUAUCAAUGGAAAGCAGGGAAAUGUCGCAACAUUUCCGUACAUAGUGCGUAUGCGAGUGAAAAACGAAGGUUACUGUGGAGCUACCAUCAUUACGUACUGGCACGUCUUCACUGCUGCUCACUGUGUGUACCACAUUGAGGAUCCGGCCACGAUCACAAUGUACGGUGGCAGUGCGUCGCAAACCAGUGGAGGUGUUGUGUUUUUCCCCUCCAAAAUCGUUAUCCAUCCGCAGUACAAUUCUUCGACACUUGACUACGAUGCAGCAAUUAUUCGAGUGAACAAUACCUUCCAAGGGUACAAGACUAUAGCUCCAAUUGCGCUCCAAGUGUCAGACGUUCCUGUUAAAACUAAGUGCUACGUGAUUGGCUGGGGCUGGACACAGUAUGCUACGAAAGCCACACCGGACAUUAUGCAGUACGCGAUGCUCCAGGUAGUGCCAGUGAAGAAGUGUGCGUCAGCCUAUAUCUACGUGCCGAAAGAUAUUAUCUGUGCUUUCCAAGGAAAUGGAGUGGACAUAUGCCAUGGAGACAGUGGAGGACCGCUCGUUUGUGAGGGCAAACUGGCAGGUGCUACCUCUUUCGUUGGUCCGGGCUGCCAGGGUCAAAUACCGUCCGGGUUUACUAAAAUAAGCGCACCAUCCAUUAGGCAGUUCAUUCGACAACAUGCGGGAAUUUAGCAUUCAACGGCAACAUGAAAAGUUUAGGUACAAUAAAAACGAAA